AUGGAAACUCCAGCCAUCGAACACGAUCCUCCAUCUGUGCCCGCCUCGCCUUCACCAAAGCGCUUCAAAUCAGUCGUCGCAUCGCCAGCGCCAGCACCAGAAGCCAUGUCUACCGCCGCUACUCAUCUCCCCCCAAUGAACCUCGAACCUCCGCCACCAGCCCUGCAGAUCAAGCUCCUCUCAGCGACAGCACGCGCUCCCACUCGCGGCAAUGGCAGAGUAGCCCCUCGUUCUGGACUUGCCGCUAAACACUCGAUCGAUGUUGGUGCUGGUGUCAUUGACGCUGACUACCGCGGUCCGCUUAAGGUCCUGCUGUUCAACCUUGGCGAGACCGACUUUGCCAUCAAUGAAGGCGACAGAAUUGCACAGCUGAUUAUCGAGAGGAUCUACACUCCUGAGGUUGUCGUGGUCGAGCAGCUUCCCGAAAGUGUACGCGGUGCUGGAGGCUUCGGCUCGACUGGCGGUUUUGCCAACAUGAUCCCUCCUGUCAACCCCUCUGCCAAUGGAGGCUCACCAAUCAACGGCCACUAG
Aureobasidium uvarum is the source of this 531-nucleotide messenger RNA. NCBI's taxonomy places the organism in Eukaryota, Fungi, Ascomycota, Dothideomycetes, Dothideales, Saccotheciaceae. The record is from the annotation of a GenBank genome assembly.